Molecule: messenger RNA, 8066 nt
Organism: Melopsittacus undulatus (budgerigar)
Lineage: Eukaryota; Metazoa; Chordata; Aves; Psittaciformes; Psittaculidae
Gene: PIK3C2A
Product: phosphatidylinositol-4-phosphate 3-kinase catalytic subunit type 2 alpha
Exons: 33
Coding region: 141-5240 (1699 amino acids)
Biological process (GO): phosphatidylinositol-3-phosphate biosynthetic process; phosphatidylinositol 3-kinase/protein kinase B signal transduction; phosphatidylinositol-mediated signaling
Cellular component (GO): phosphatidylinositol 3-kinase complex; cytoplasm; plasma membrane
Molecular function (GO): 1-phosphatidylinositol-3-kinase activity; 1-phosphatidylinositol-4-phosphate 3-kinase activity; phosphatidylinositol binding
Source: RefSeq, a predicted model, not a curated record
CGGGCGGGGGCUGUCUGCAGGCGGGCAGGAGGCACGGAGGGAAAUGGCCGCUCCCGUGUGGCCGCGGCGCUGCGAGAUCUGCUAAAUCUAUUCCGAAGCCAAGGGUAGACAACCAGUACAAGGGAAGUGUUCGUCUUUAAAUGGACAUCUGCUCUUGCAGUAUGGCCCAGAUAUCCAGUAGCAAUGGAUUUAAACAGCACUCAUCACCACCUCUGGCAGCCUCAAGGUCAAAAGAUGUGGACAAAGAGGAGGCAUUGCAGAUGGAAGCUGAGGCGUUAGCUAAGAUGCAGAAAGAAAGAGGUGUAACUGGUAAUAGACAAACUUUUCAUUCCUUAAGCAGCACCAAACAAAAAGCACAGAUUAGUAACAAACAGGACCAUGAUCUCAUGGUGUUUCCAGAGUCUGAUGCCAAGGGCAUGGAAGAUAAACUAAGUACCAUAGACAUAGAAAAGCUUACUCAUGCUGAACUAGAAAAGCUGCUGCUGGAUGACAGCUUUGAAUCUAAUAAAGUACCUGCAUUACCAGUAAGUCCUAUUUUGAGCCCAUCUGUGUCUUCGCAAUUUUAUCUUGGGCCUGCAAGUCAGAGAAGACAGUGGAUGCCUGGGAUACCAGCACCUGUGACAUGCACUUUACCUCCUAUUUACCCCUCAGCUUCUUACAUAAAACAGACUGGUGUAUUUCAUAAUGGAUUCCAUCCAAGUAUGUCCUCCUAUCACUCAAGAGAACCUGUUUACCUUGGUCUUCCAAGACAGUCGCAAUACAUUUCAUACCCAUUGGCAGCUACCACACCUUUCCAUCCACAGGGAAGCCUACCUAUAUAUCCUCCAGUACUUACACCAGAAAUGGCACAAGUAUUUGACAAAAUUGCGAGCACCUCAGAAUUCUUGAAAAAUGGCAAGUCAGGAACGGACCCAGAAAUGACUGCUAUAAAUUCUGCAAUUUCUAACCUACCAGCCUCGGAAAACUGUGGGGACGUGAGUAAAUUUGACUGGUUAGAUUUGGAUCCCCUAAGUAAACCAAAAGUAGAUAGUGUGGAGGCUUUAAAUAAGGCCAAGAAUGAUGGAGAGAAGGCUUCAAGUAUGACUGCUGAAGAUCCAUGGGAUGCUGUGCUCUUAGAAGAAAAGCUGUUAGUUACUUGUCAUCUGGAACGAAAAGUUAAUGGUAAAUCUUCCGGAGCAACAGUUACAAGGAGCCAGUCCUUAAAUGUGCGAACAACUCAGCUUGCAAAGUUUCAGGGCCAAACAUCACAGAAAGACAAUGGGACCACUGGCAAGCUGACAGAAAACACGCUUCUCCAAGAAAUUGAAGGGCAGAAUCAAGAGCUGUCAGCUUUUUCUCAAGCAGUGACAAAAUUGAGGACCAAGUUUCCGUAUGCUAAUCGGCAAACAAAUCCAGGCUUUGUGCUGAGUCCAGUCAUGCUGCAAAGAAACAUAAGUGGGGAGAGUGCCAGUAUCAAGGUUUCUAUAGAAAUUGAAGAAUUCCAGCAACCAGUAACUUUCACAUGUGAUGUGAGUUCCCCUGUUGAGCUUAUAAUAAUGCAGGCGCUUUGCUGGGUGCAUGAUGAUUUGAAUGAAGUGGAUAUUGGCAGCUAUAUCCUGAAAGUCUGUGGCCAAGAAGAAGUUUUACAGAAUAAGCACUGCAUAGGAAGUCAUGAAUAUAUUCAGAACUGUCGCAAGUGGGAUAUAGAAAUCAAACUUCAGCUCUUGACCCAUAGUGUAAUAUGCAGCGACCUUGCACGAACAGAUGAUGAUGACAGAACACCCAUACAUCUAACCAAACACCUCCACAAAGUAGAAAAGCCUUUUAGAGAGCCUGUUAUAAGGUCUUCUAUUGAAGAGCUUUUUGAUGUGUAUCACAAGCAAGUUAACAUAGCUCUUAAAAAUGAGAACCAGCAUAAAGCAGUAGAUCAUGUAAUUAAGACUGUCAGAAAAAUCUGUUCUACGUUGGAUUGUGUAGAGACUCCUGCAAUAACGGAAUCAGUAAAGAAGCUAAGAAGGGCUGUUAAUCUUCCAAGGAUUAAAAAUGCUGAGGUGUCCUUAAAGUGUGGUUGUGACACCAGCAAGAGCUCAUCCAGUUCACUGCAGCCUGAAAACCCUCUGAAAGUGAGUAUAAACCAGUUAACAAGAGCAGUUGAAGCCCUUCUGCAACUCCACACGAAUUCAUGUAGCAGUUCUGCAGCAGCUUCUCCAAAACUUGGUAAGAGUACCAAGGAGGCAUGGACUGCCACAGAACACCUCCAGUUCACAAUAUUUGCUGCUCAUGGAAUUUCUUCUGGUUGGGUAUCAAAUUACGAAAAAUACUACUUGAUUUGUUCUCUGACCCAUAAUGGAAAAGAUCUGUUUAAACCUGUUCAGUCCAAGAAGGUUGGCACAUACAAGAACUUCUUCUACUUGAUUAAAUGGGAUGAACUAAUAAUUUUCCCCAUCCAAAUUUCACAGUUGCCUUUGGAAUCAGUCCUAUGUCUGACUUUGUUUGGAAUCCUAAAUCAAAGUAGUGGGAGUUCUCCUGACGCAAAUAAGCAGAGAAGGGGUCCAGAAAUUUUGGGUCAGGUUUCUUUGCCUCUUUUUGAUUUUAGGCGAUUGUUAACUUGUGGGACAAAGCUCUUGCAACUCUGGACCUCACAUCCACAUCAUGCGUCAGGGAUGGCCAGUAAGAAAGGAAAUAUGGAAAGAAUAGUAUUACAGAUUGACUUCCCAUCCCAUGCUUUUGACAUUGAAUAUAAAAUUCCUCAAGCUGCAAAGACUACUGUGCAUCAUUCCAUAGAAACAUUAGAAAAACCAUUGAGACAACGUCUCCUUGCCAUUCUCUCCAAGGAUAACACUAUUGGACUAUCAAAAGAAGAUAAAGAGUUUCUGUGGGAGAAGAGACAUUAUUGUCAUAGUCAUACAAAUAGCCUACCAAAAAUCCUGGUUAGUGCCCCUCACUGGGACUGGGCAAGUCUUCCAGAAAUAUAUUCACUACUUCAGCAGUGGCCUCCUUUAUCACCUUUAGCUGCACUGGAACUGCUUGAUUCAAAGUUUGCUGAUCAGGAAGUACGAAAUACAGCUGUGAAUUGGAUAGAGACAUUAAGUGAUGAUGAGUUAACAGAUUUCCUGCCUCAGUUUGUACAGGCAUUGAAGUAUGAAACCUAUCUUGAUAGUGCUCUUGUCAGAUUUCUUUUGGCCCGGGCACUGGGAAGCAUUCGAGUAGCGCACUACCUAUACUGGCUUCUUAAGGAUACACUGUAUGAUACAAAGUUUGGUGUAAGGUAUGAGCAAAUUCUUGGAGCUUUUCUUUCAGUCUGUGGGAAGAGACUGAGGGAAGAGUUGGAGAAGCAGACCAAGCUAGUGCAGCUUUUUGGAAUGGUAGCAGAAAGAGUAAAGCAAACAAGUGGAUCUGCUCGGCAGGCUGCCUUGCAAAAUGGCAUGGAACGUGUGCAGUUAUUUUUCUUGAAGAACAAAUGCCGUUUGCCUCUCAAUCCCAGUCUUGUGGCAAAAGAGUUGAAUAUUAAGGCAUGCUCUUUCUUCAGCUCCAAUGCAGUACCACUGAAAAUUGCAUUGAUAAAUGCAGACCCUCUGGGAGAAGAAAUCAAUGUGAUGUUUAAGGUUGGAGAAGACCUGAGACAAGACAUGUUGGCUUUACAAAUGAUUAAGAUUAUGGAUAAGAUAUGGCUGCAGGAGGGACUGGAUCUUCGGAUGGUUAUCUUCAAGUGCCUCUCAACUGGAAAAGACCGAGGCAUGGUAGAGCUUGUUCCUGCUUCAGACACACUCAGGAAAAUUCAAGUGGAAUACGGAGUGACAGGUUCUUUUAAAGACAAGCCUCUGGCAGAAUGGUUGCGAAAGUAUAAUCCUACAGAGGAGGAAUAUGAAAAGGCUUCAGAAAACUUCAUUUACUCUUGUGCAGGAUGCUGUGUAGCUACUUAUGUACUGGGAAUUUGUGACCGCCACAAUGAUAACAUAAUGCUCCGAAACACAGGCCAUAUGUUUCACAUAGACUUUGGAAAAUUUCUGGGUCAUGCACAGAUGUUUGGUAGCUUUAAAAGGGAUCGAGCUCCUUUUGUGCUAACAUCGGAUAUGGCUUAUGUUAUUAAUGGCGGUGAAAAACCCACUAUUCGCUUUCAGUUAUUUGUGGAUCUCUGUUGUCAAGCUUACAACUUGAUAAGAAAACAUGCAAGCCUCUUCCUUAACCUCCUUUCACUGAUGCUUUCUUCUGGGUUACCAGAACUAAGUGGGGUUCAGGACUUAAAGUAUGUCCAGGAUGCUCUCCAGCCCCAAACAACAGAUGCAGAAGCUACCAUUUUCUUUACAAGGUUGAUUGAAUCCAGUCUGGGAAGUGUUGCCACAAAGUUUAAUUUCUUCAUUCACAACUUGGCUCAGCUGCGUUUCUCAGGUCUACCUUCUAAUGAUGAACCCAUUCUCUCAUUUUCUGCUAAAACAUAUUCUCUUAAACAAGAUGGCCGAAUCAAACAGGUGUCUGUGUUUACGUAUCAGAAGAGAUAUAACCCAGAUAAACACUAUAUCUAUGUAGUGAGAGUUCUGAGAGAAGGGCAAGUUGAGCCAACGUUUGUCUUCCGAACGUUUGAUGAGUUCCAGGAACUUCACAACAAACUUGGCAUUCUCUUUCCUCUUUGGAAGUUACCAGGCUUUCCUAAUAAGAUGGUUCUGGGAAGAACACAUAUAAAAGAUGUAGCAGCUAAAAGAAAAGUGGAGCUCAACAGCUACAUACAAAGUCUGAUGAACAGUUCUUCAGAGGUGGCAGAAUGUGAUCUUGUUUAUACUUUUUUCCAUCCAUUACUUCGUGAUGACAAAGUGGAAGGAAUAGAUGGAAUAGCCAGACCUACAGAUGCCAGUCCAUCAAGUCCUACCUCAGGCAAAGUGGGAGGAGAAGUGAAGCUAUCCAUAUCAUAUAGGAAUAGCACUCUAUUUAUCAUGGUCAUGCACAUUAAAGACCUGGUUACAGAAGAUGGUGCAGAUCCAAAUCCCUAUGUGAAAACAUACUUACUACCUGAUACACACAAAACAUCCAAACGCAAAACCAAAAUCUCCCGGAAGACAAGAAAUCCAACUUUCAACGAAAUGCUUGUGUACAAUGGAUAUAGCAUGGAGACUCUGAAACAGAGAGAACUGCAGCUAAGUGUGCUCAGUGCAGAAUCAUUACGUGAGAACUUUUUCUUGGGUGGAAUUACACUCUCACUAAAGGACUUCAACUUGAGCAAGGAGACUGUUAACUGGUAUCGACUAACUGCUGUACCCUAUCUGUGAAUGCAUAUCUGCACCUGAAGAAGACCAGAACAACCAUAUUCACUUGUGCUUUGUGCAUCUUCCUACUUGAAGAUAACUCGUACAUCUUAAAACAAGAGACUCUGCGUUUCAACAGUUAUGCUGGACCAACGUUCAUGUAGCCUAAUUUGGAGGAUAUCUAGAAAACCUGGUUUAUGCUUAUGCAGUGUUAUCAAAGCAUUCUUGUAAAUGUUUAAGAGUUGCAGGUAGAGGAAAAGGUUUUUAAACCAUCCCUGAAAGUGAGAUGAGCAGUUUGAUCAUGAUUGUUGGUUAAAUGGUAAUUUCACCAUUAGGCCUGUGGGUAUAGUGCAUUUUUGGUUUUCAUUUUUGUUACCUGUGUUGUCAUCCAUAGUGUGAUGUUGGAGAAUAUCAAAGAAAUAACAUUAUUUUAGGAUUACAUUCCCACUAAUAACUAGACAUCACAGAAGCAGCAAUGGGUAAAAAUUUUGGCUUCACACACACCUGUAGAAAUGAAGGUUGAAGGGCUGGAAAAAUUGCAUUUAAUCACAGAUUCAUAGUUCUCUAAGAUUUAUUGGAAUGUGUGCCAAUAAUGGAAGAUGUAAAUAAUGGUGCCUUAUAAUUCAAAUGCUUGUCUUUACCUCAUUUCCAGUGUUUAAAUAUGUAUACGUUAACUCUGAGCUCCUUCAAAAGGGGAAACAUUCUCAUAUUUGAUACCUUGCAGGUCCUGCUGGAAGUCUUUUCCUAAGAUGUGCUACUUAGAAAUAAGAUCACUUAUACUGAUCUUCAUAGUUAGUGCAGAAUUCUACCCUAUCUUCUAGCCAUGAUCUCCAAAAGUUGGAUGAAGACUGCUGAAUGUGGUGCUGUAGGAAGUGUGCCCAGCUGCUGAGUGUUCUGGAAUGUCUGAACAUUUAAUUAGUGCAGUGAUUAAAUGUGGAACAGACUCAAAUGCUAAAUCCAAAGCAUAUUUUGCACCUGUACUUCCAGGUAAAGAUGGCCUCUAGUAAAGAAAAGCACAAGUACUGGAUGAAUUGCAGGCCAGAAAUGAGUUGCAUUAAUGAAGUGGAACUUGGUCACAUUUUUUUUAACAUUUCACAGCAAUACUGUUGUUCCUCCCACUAAGAAUUAAUUCCUCUAAAACUACUUGAUACCACAGGAUGUUAGGUUUGAAAUAUAUUGUGAGAGUGGAGUACAAACGUCACUUACUGUAUCUUGUUAAUGAGACCACUGGUUACUUUAUUAGGUGUUUCUGCACUUACAGGUGUAGCCUUUUUAUUCACCUUACUCAAUAUUUAGGAUGAUCAUAUUCUGUCUAAACCAAUGAUACCCACUUUAGUACUAAAUCUUGAAGCAAGACGAGACUAUCGCCACUGACUAUGACUAAGGGGAUUUUUAAAGUAAAAUAUGCAACUAUGAACAGAGAGAUAAUAUGGGGAAAGCCUUCUGUAUACCCAACACUAAAAAUCCGUUUCAUAAUCUGGUUUUCCAUUCCCUGCUACUGACCAAUCUCCCUUCAGUACAGAAGAGAGGAGUAAACUUGAAUCUCUGGUGCCUAAAAUAUUCAUGGUCCAAUUUCGUAAGAAUUAUUACAAUGAAAAUGCUAAGAAUAUCUUGAAUGUUAGAAACUGGGUUGAUCCUAAUGGGCGCUAACAAAACCCAGUUUUAUUAGGCAUCUUCUGCAUAUUUUUCAUUUAGUAUAUAGCCUGUAAAUAAUAACCUAUAUAACUAACUAGAUAUAUUUCCUGCUCACUUGAUGCUUUUGAGACUUACUCCAUUCCAUCAUUAGAAUCACAAGUCACUUAAACACAGGAAAGUAGACUACUGUUUUUGUGAAACGUUCCAUUGUGAAAUAAAAUUAAAGCAAUACGUACUGCCUUUUUUGCAGUUUGCUAUUAAAGCACAGUGUCUUACAGCACAAAAUACAGAUAAACUAAAAUCAUUUAAAAAAUGAUUUGCAGUUUUAACAGUUGUCUGGACUGAAAAAAUAUAUAGUACUGUAUUAUUAUUAGCACAUGUCCUGACUUCUGAUUUAAUCUUUUUCAUAGCUUAACUCAUCUUGUGCCUUUCCCUCUCUUUUCAAAAUAGUCACUGGCUGAAGCUUUUUAUGGCCAUGGAUUUUGUCUUGACCUCUCCUCACAUGCAGAGGAACAGCACCAAGCUUGCACCUCUUUGCACUAUUCUCAAUUAAGAAAGAAGUGAUUGCUGCAGUAAGACUUUAACAUGCUACAUAAAAGAAAAAAUUGAAAGAGGAAAAUAUUCAGUUGGGGUUCAAUUUAUGGUAAGUAGCUUGAAAAUGUAGUUUUAAAGUGUUUUCAUAUCUUGUUUAAUGAAAAAAAUCUUUUAUGCCACGUAUGACCUCCAGCCAGAAGUAUAAUUGUCAGUACGAUUGUUUUGGUAUUUCAGAGCAACAGCUUGUGCUAAGACCUCUUCCUUUUCUCUAUUAACCUAGAACUUUGCACUGAAACUUUAUUACUGCCUUUUUAUGACCUACAGCUACCUGUCUCUGGAAGCAUGUGCGAUCUUUGAUAAAAGUUCUUUAUUUUUACAACUCGGGCUGUGUAGAAACCCCCAUCGCCUGCCUUAACGCGAGGGCUCUGUCAGGGCUCGCUGCAACCUUCCCCUCAUUUGUGCUCCUUACUCGGACACUGUGACUGAGGUAGUGCUACAGCUAAGGGAAGAGAGUGACACCAAAUCCUUUGUCUCCCUUUGUCUAUGUAUCUGUAAGAACCAAAUACUUUAAUUAAACGAGCUCGUUAAUAAAGAUGUACAAUACUGCCCGUACUGAGCGGGUUAAAUGUGACUCCAUAUCUGUCCUGUAAGUACAUUAAACGCUACUCUGAGUUAAAAACA